Messenger RNA from Trachymyrmex cornetzi, 279 nucleotides. RefSeq lists its product as uncharacterized. The transcript has a single exon. NCBI's taxonomy places the organism in Eukaryota, Metazoa, Arthropoda, Insecta, Hymenoptera, Formicidae. The annotation marks the transcript as partial. The record is from RefSeq and is a predicted model, not a curated record.
UUUCCGGAUGAUGAUGAAGCUGAUACGAAUGAAGGAGAACUCGAAGAGAACUCGCAGAAUCGAUCUAGCAAGAUUUAUUCCGACGAAGUCGCAACUUCUCGUGAAGGUAACUUGGAAGAAGAAUCAGCUUACGACGAAGAUGCAAGUGAGAAAUCGAGCACUGAAAUUUCGGACGAAGAGCAGAGUUUAACUGCAAAUUACAAUGAGGACGUAAAUUCUGAAGAAUUGAACGAGUAUCAAGAUAUAACAGAAUCGUCUGCGGAGAGUACGCGCAGCAUC